GUGGGAAGUGCGCAUUCGGAGCGUAAGGCAAAUUCUACAAUGGGAAAAUCCUGAAAUCCAUUUCGUUCACAGCAUCCGCGACAACUGUGUUGUGCAAGUGGUGACGUCUCUUCUGCUCGAUUCACCCUGCUGUACUCCGACCAUCCUGACAAGAGGGUUGUAUAUUGAAUGUAUAACGGGGCGAGUUUUCGAAUUCCGCCAAAUAAAAUACGGCAUACGAGGCGAAUUCCGAACGUGGUGUUGUCCUGGUACCAUAGCCGAGGGUGUUAUGAAUCCUUUCAUUCCGUCAGUGAUUUUCAACGGAAAAGGACAAUCGUUUGUCGGAAUUUUUUAAGGAAUUUUCCUUUGCUCGAGGAAUAGUGUAGUAGGAAGCUUUCACCAGCUUUAAGUUUGGCCGCUCCUGGAAGUCACAAGCAUUUUCGCCAGUUUGUUCAGUGAAGAAAGAAUUUGCCUGAAGAGGAGGAAACAAAAAGGGGAGCGAAGUUGAAGCGGUGAUGAAUUGCAGUGUGUGAAAUGUUUUGUCAUAUUUCAAGUAUGGUGAAGUUUUGCGCGUUUUAGAGUUUUCAUGAAUGAAAAAACGGAGUGAAAACAGGAAGUUCUUAACGAAUCCGCCCUCGGCCAGUGCCGAUAGUGAAGCUGCGGUCAGGCAGCCGCGUUGUGAGAUGUGAUUCAAUGCAAUAAAGUAAAAGUAUUGUGAUACACCAAUAAGUGUUCAAAGGAUUGUAACCCCGGAAGUUUGGCUCUAUUUUCUCAUUAUUCUAUCGCUUGCGAAUCAACCGUAGAGACAAUGGAUAGUUCCCCGGAUUUAUCCCUCAAGUUGCGUCGGGGAUCAAGUGAUUCCCGUGACUCUUUCUACAUGGAUUUUGCUCAAGGAAUUGAUUCGGAUAUCGAGGAAGUAGAUACGACAGUAAUUCUCCCUCCACCAGUUAUCACCCCAGCCCAACACCCGGCACCACCACCACCCCCACCACCUCCUCCGCCGCCACUACCAUCGUUACCACCAGAAGAGCUGCCAUCAUUGCCGCCAUUACCCUUAACACCGGAAGAGUCGCCUGUAGCUCACCAAAAACAAGUUCCCCCUCCUCCACCGCCUCCUCCGCCACUACCCCCAGCUGUUCCAUCGGUUCCGCCAAUUUCGCCGCCAUCGGACAUUUCGCCCAUUGUGGCUUCUGAUGCCGAAACCAUGUCAAUGACGGCAACAGUAUCCCAAACAGCCCCACACCUCCCACCCACUGCGGCUCAUUUGACGGAUGCUACAACUCCUACAACCGAUGAGGACCUAAUUCAUACUUUGGAGGAUAUGUCCACAUUGGCGAUGCCACCACCCCCACCGCCAACUUCUUCGAUAUCCUACGAUGAAAGCACCGUCAUGGAUUUGCCAUCACACCAACACCCGCCGUCACCAAUAUCAUCAGCGAAUAUGCUUGUAUCCUCGGAAACAGUGAGCCAUAAUUCGUCGCCUGCCAAAUCGUCGCGUGUUCAUUCUGCGCAUUCGCAUCGAGUCACAAUUGAUGAAUCCAGAUUACCACUAUCAGCGUCAUCGACACAUCAUCAGCUGGUAGCCAUAGCCACCGGUACACCUUCGGCAGCAUCUUCACAGCAACACUUGGCCGGAUCCACCCUGCCGAGUGGACACUCGUCAGGACACUUAGCUCUUAUGUACCAUACACAUCAUCAUCAUCAUCUGAACUAUCCACUGCCGGUGGUGAGGCGACCUUCGCGAUUGCCAGAGCCAAGAUAUAGCAGCAUGAAGGAGAUUAAAGCAGGCGAUGCAUUGGCGACAACAUUUUCUGCACUUUAUGGUAAGCUUCUGGUAGUAAUGGGAAUUGCAUUUCCCAUGGCUGAAGUCAUAUCAACUUACAUUCCGCCUUCGUUCUAUGAGGGUUUCUACCUUUACCUGUACAUCGGCAGCAUGUUGUUUCUUUUCUUCAUGUACGCAACUCUGCUCUGGGGUCGUCCAAAAACUGUUUCGGCUGUGGGGAAAAAGUCAAAAAGACAGUCAAAACAAUCAUCCACAACUAGUGCCUCGGAUAGCAUGGAGGAGUCGGAUACAGAGAGUGGAUCCUGUGGCACAAAACAUGUUCCUAAUGUAGUAACGGCAAGGAGACCGUCGCUAUUGCAACCACUUGGCAGACAACACCAUUACGGAAGUUUUUAUUUGCGGAUGGGAGCUGUAGCUUUCGGAAUUGGCAGCAUGAUAUACUCGGGUCUGGAAUUUGGCCAAUACUUUGAACUGGAACGAGACACGAAAUGCCACAACGUCAUGUUGGCUCUAACUCCUGCAACACGUAUGGCCUUCAUAUUCAUUCAAAUGUACUUUAUAUUUUUGAAUAACGAGCAAAUUAAAGUUUACCGGCAUAAGAUCCUGGCACGCUUCGGCCUCAUGCAUAUGAUAGGGACCAACUUGUCCGUUUGGCUCAAUGUGCUGAUUCAGGAAACAAAGCAUGAAAUUCUGACGUUUUACAAUCCAGAGAACAGGACGUUGCGGAUAUCACAUAGACUGGGACAUCGGAUGCAAAAUCUGGAGCACUCAGCACACGCCCGCGUCACAAGAGGCCUUAAAGGACCCUACCAGAUAUUUGAAUGCCGAAGAACCAACAUCAUCGGGACGCUUGUUCAAGACGCUUCGCCAUUCCUUUUCCCAUGCACCAUUGAAUACUCACUAAUCUGUGCUGCAAUCCUGUACGUGAUGUGGCGGAGUAUAUCGCGUCCAGCAAGUCAGACUUUAGUCCGCCACGACAGUGGACUAUCUCCGUGCAAACGCUCACCUCAUCAUUAUUCCGUGGACUGUGCUCGAGCACAUAAAGGACUCUUCAUCGGAAUUUUAAUUUUAGUCCUUACAAUAAUCUCGUUAAUCCUUUUCUUCGUCUUGAUAUCACGCCCGGAAUUCGUGAGCUUAGCCGUGACUGAGGUGACAAUAUGCGAGCUCACGAUAUACGCGACAGCAACAAUAGCAACCCUCGUGGGUAUGGUGCAAGUGCGACACCUACAAUAUGACGCGGCAAGAAGUUUUCAGCUAGACGACAUCCUCCUGGUGGGCGCGCAGACGGGCUCCUUCUUAUACAGCACAUUCACAGUCAUCGGCGGCCACUUCACCUUACGAAAGGACACGGUCUUGGUUUUAGUCACUGCUCUGGCAUCUAUCGUUCAAACCGCAUGCCAAACGAUGUUUAUUCUGGAUGCCAGCCGGAGACAAGCCGUCAGUCCGGAGCAUAUCAGGAAGAAACCAGGACGAGAAAUAGUAACCUUCAUGCUAGUCGCUAAUCUGGCAAUGUGGGCUAUUAGUACGUUAGAGAAAUCGCGGGCAGAAAGUCACCCCAUUCAACUGAAUUUCUAUGGAUUAUGGGCUUGGACCAUUAUCACGCACGUGUCCAUGCCGUUAGCCAUCUUCUACAGAUUCCAUAGUACCGUGUGUCUCUGUGAGAUAUGGAAGCGCGCGUAUAAAUUGAAACCCGCCUACAUGUGAGAAUGACAGGGGAGGAAGGAGCGAAUGUUACCGACUUAUAGGUGUUGAAUAGUUUUUUAUGUAUUGUACACUCUUGAAUACUCGAUUAUGCUCAGCAACUUAUGAAGUCCUUGUGUCCUUGUGUAUUUUCAAGAAAGUGGGAUGACAGGAGCUCUAAACUUAAAGGGUUUCGCUCAAGAAUUUCAGAUGCAUAGGUACACAUGCAUAUAUGGAUGGAAAGGUAUUCAACGAAGAACGCACCUUUCAUCCUUGCGAAGUAAACACCAAAAUAUCAUUAACGUGGCUAAUCAAGUAUUCAAAACUGUAUCCACAGGUUGUUAGUUCUAUGUACAAAACACUAGCAAUAUUAUUUGUAUGUUUAUAUAGUCUUCCCCUGUAAAUAGAGAUAUGUAUGCAUACAGUUUGCUACACCAUGCGGUGAUUAGAGUCCUACUAAGCCGGUUCCGUGUAUGAUGCAAGCAGGCUUUAUCCUCAGAAUCCUUUUAUCAUAUAUGGCAUCCAUUAUGAGGGUGCGGGAAUAAUGAUUUGCGAAAUCUGCUCUACGGUAAUUACAUAGAUCCUGCAGCAUGAUGCGGUCUUUUGUUAUUUUAGGGGUGGAAUGACAGAAAGGAAAGUUGCCGACAAUUCAUAUGCCCCGGAUCGGAAUGCCUACAAUGUCGGUGAUGCUUUGUGCUCGACAAACUUGCAGGAAAAUAUUUAUAGUUCCCAGAAAUGUUUGGAAGCAGGAGUAUCAAUUUUUGGAUGACAUUAUACUGAGCGCAAAUUAGGGGCAAUUUAUACAUGUAAAACCGUAUAUUGUGAUCCUUAAUCUGUACUAUUUACAUACACGCAUUUAAACCUUCAGCAGGAAGGAGUCAAUAUGUAGUAUUACAUUUGGAAAUGACAACCCCUAGCCGUAAAUUAUUUUAUGCUAAUAUUUGGUGAUUAAAAUCCUUUCAGUUUUGACAAUUAGAUCUGAAUUUUAAUAGUUUAACCAUAUCGUGAUACUUUUUGAACAAAGCGAAUAAUCUAGAACUUUACUAUGAUAAUUUGGGUAUUAUUCUAUUAAAGAACUGCAAUUUAAUCGCGAUAAAAUUAAUUGAGAUAUUCAUGACGCUUAUAGAAAUCUUACAUUGUCGAAGUCUCCUACUACACCAGUAUUACCCAAUGUAAUGUGAUAAUUUUAACUUACUUUUUAACUUUAACUUAUGUAGAUCUUGUAAGUCACCAUCCCGAAGAUCCCAAUUAGUGUUGUGAUGCGCGAUUUGGAUGUAAAAUCCUCCUUGACUUAACGCAGGUAAUAAGGCUUCACCAUUUGGAAUCAGCCCGGCCUUUUGGUUCGCUGGCUUAUUUCUCUCUGUGUUCGUAUGAGACUAUUCAGCGGGUCCACGCUUCUCCACCACUGCCGGGACUUAAUACAAAGCCUUACUAGUCGCUUUACUGUCGAUCAGAAUAACUAUGGUGCGUUUAGCAACCCGGGGAUAGCCCAUCUACCGACAGGCCUCGAGAGUAACUUCGCCUAGGAUAUUACUAUACCCUUAGGACUUAACUGUUUAACAUCCUGAUUCACAAAGUUUAACAACACUGUACGAUGCAGCGUGUUUAAUAUAUAGGUCUAGGGGAGGAAGGUGUAGAAGUAGAUGUACAUUAGGGCAUUGGCAAGACAGGAUUGCAGAGCACAGUAGUACCCGGGCAUUCAAAUCUUUGGAUUCUGUUAAGCUUGGUUCCAUUGCGUUUCGUACCGACCAAAAUAGAACCGCACCUUUGAAUGGGAUAAACCAUGGUCGUGUACAUCAAAACAACAAUCUUCGGCCGGAAUUCCCCUGAGAGUCCAGCUUCCAAUUUAAUUUAAGGUCCUGGAUCACCUUUACCCAUUUACUCGCAGAACCUGAAAUUCGGGUACUCUUGUCACUAGCUCUAUUUUGGUUAGAUCUUUUGCCGAGUCUACAUCUUGCAACCCUUGAAUACACCUUUCCAUCGAUAUACGCCACCCCGUUCACUCUACUCCUGUCCAUGGAUAUUGGAAUUUGUAUUCAUUGCGAUCAACCCGAGCACCGGAGAUAUGAAGCCACCUUGAGACGUUCCUCUACUCACAGCUCUGGUCAAGUGGCUACCUAACUUUAACUUUGACUCAAUAAAAUUGGUAAUGUUCCCUUGUUGUUAAUGCACUCGCAAUGAGCAAUAUCCAAACCAGUUACCGAUCAUUAACACAGUACGAGAUAGAGUGUGACAACGAAAGUCAUCACUAGCAAUGACAGAGCAAUCGACGUCCAGCUGUCGCUUUCCAGUUUCCGCAAUCUGAUAUAUUUCGAUUAUUUUCCUCAAUUGUAUUUGCUCAUCGCUUUCUAAUUCACCUGGUAGGUGCUUUUUCAGCAGUACACGUUUCAAUAUGCGAUGGGGUUGUCAAUUGGCCUCCAGCCAUUCAAAGUGCAUGGCCCAUGGGAGAUUUCUCCCCUUCGCAACAGCACCACCACUGAUACAACUGCGUGUGAAAGUUCGCCAAUGCGUCUCUUUUUAGGGGUUAGCCUAAGAACAAACUCGAUUUAUUAACUGUAUUUCCUUUUAAGGAGGUUAAAAUUUUCAAACGAUACCCGUAUCAGUCCCUACUAUUCCUUUUCUUCAUUGAAAUUUAUAUGCCAGACCCCUGACAAAACUUUCGGCCAGGAAGAAAGGAAAAACCUACGUUACUACCCCCGCGCGGCAGUGGUUCUUGACCUCUUUCGCCUUUCUCAAUUUAUGCAGCAGAAAUCACGUUGAUCGUGGGGCGUUGGUAUCUCGGCACAAGAUUUUUCGGUACCAAAACCUCCUCUAAAUCUUCCCCCUUGUUCGCAAACCUCGAACAGAGAGAAAAUAUACAAAGAGACGCCAUCACAGUUUGAACAACCAGCUGAAUUUUCCAAUUUAAACUUGUGGAAGCGCGGGUGAUAACCGUGUGAAGCUGAAUUGAAACCUCCGUGCUUCUCCAUUUUGAUUUUAUGCAGUUCCGAAAUUUCAAACGUUUUAAUUCGCCCUUCACAAGGUGUAGCAUGCUUGUCUGACCAAGUCACUUAGGAUUUUCACCGGCGUUGAUUCCCGCAUUCCAAGUACUGGCUUUAGUAAAACAAAUGCUGACUGGGAUCCUUUUAUGAUAAUAGUAUGCUCGGCAUCACUGCUGUCAAUACUUUUACAUUCUGCUGUGUACUUCAGCGUUAAUUUAUUUGGAGUUGUUAGGGUUUUGAGGUUUCGCUAGCAUUUCCGCACAAUUGCGGGUCUACGAUUCUCUGAUCCAAAAUCUUCUUCUGCUUCAGAAGCGGAGUCGAUUACACCAUUUUAGUUGGUUAAUGGCCUAAUCUGCUGCUCGACGCAAACGGAGCGACAUGCAAAAUAACACUAUAAAGGAAAGGCGAAACUUAUCAACAGUACAUUAACACGAACUAUCAAAGUGAAGAACAAAUACGAUGUACUAAAGCAGAAAGUCAGCACAUUGCUUCGACUUAAAAAGAAGCAUUUAAAGCCAUAAAAAUAACCAUCUUUGGGGGACUUCCAGCAAAAACUAGUCUCUGCGUAGACAAGGAAGGAACCGCAGUCAAGAGUGAUUUGAUCAACGAAGGACGAAUGUCCUACUUUUUGAAACUUUGUUGUUAAAAAUCUGAAAUUAAACAUAGCAUGGAACAUUGACAUCAUACAACCUUCAUUUCUGAAAAGUUGAAGUAGCUGUCUGGUAAAGCCACAUGCUGAUCCACAAAUAUAGACUGAAGAGAAACUACCAGAUGACGGCAGAACAAGCUCUCAGAGUGUUUGCACGAAUUUUGUUAUAAUGAGUCUACCAAGAAAGGUCAGCCGAUUUGCUUAUAAGGUAUGAACUUAGCUCAUGCUCGCCCUGCCAUUGCUAGGCUCUCUCUGUCUGCAUGCCAUCGGUAUGUUACAAAGUGUAACAGUGACUCUAUUUAUUUCGAUUAAUUACUGAUCUUAAUUAGAAUUCCCUACUGUAAAGGUGCAUGGUAUAAAAGGAAUUGACUGAUUUUCUGUCGUCUUAGUCCCCCCAGCUAUGAAGAAUUGUCAAACUUCUGUUUUGGAAAGAGAUUUACGUAGUCUAUUUCGCUAUUAAAGCCUAUCAAAAUUGAACUUUCCUCCCCUGGGGAAAUCACCCAAACCACAAUGCAGUGAAUUACGUACAAAUCAUAGAUAAAUUCAACCAUUUUCACUAGACAACUUUUACGACCAUAUCUAGUGCGCAUCGCCGAAGUUGAAGCUUGCCUAAAUUUAAUGAAACAUUCCGUACAAUUUCGCCAGAAAUACGCCUACUUCCCUUGGCCGUCUAUACCUAUGUAGGAUUGCAGAAGCUUUGCUUUAUAUACACACUUCGUUGUCUAUUUUAGCAUAGGAAUGUUAUGCAACUAAAGGCAUCCGCUUGGACCAAUGGGCUCUUGAUCCACCCCAAAUUCGCGAAAUUUAAUACAUAAUUUACUUCCAACAAUGUAACACCACAACAGUAAUUGUAAGGCAGCACAUCUUAGAUUGGCUUCAACAUCACGUCUAAGAAUUCGACCGCAAAAUGGGUUCAUCAAAAGCAAAAUAGGACAUUUCAAUAUUCUGUUGCUUGUUUUGAAAUUCCAAUAGAACAAUUGUUCGUGCUGUUGACAGUGAACUCAAGUUCUCCAUUGGAAAUGUCAUGUUGCAUGGCCGAUUCUCCCGCAAUCAUCACAGCUUCCUCUUUAUUUACCACAGAUGUAACGGACAUCUUAUGCUCUUUUGGAUUUGAUACUCCCUUCCUACGGUGAAGAGUACUACCAUUAUCAUGAGAAAAGGAUACGGAUGUGCUGUUUGCUCUGUUAGCUUCCUGAACACUGUCCAACCAUAAAAGUCUUCGAACCAUUCCCGCUUACUAGUCCGUAUGGCCUGCGAAAUAUUCGGACAUCCUUCUUAUUUGGCAUAAAAGUCUGAUCGUCCCCUGGGCAACCAUUGAGCCUAAAUCACAUUCCUCGUAGCAAGCAUCACAUUCUGUUAGUUGACAAGAUGGGUUGCAGGAGGAAUUUUGCAUCUCGAUGGGGUUGAAGUUCCCAUAAUAUUGUCGCCACAAGUUUUGUACCUAAAUCCACUACGGCUUUCCCAGAUGCCUUGUAUCUCGGGCACAAUGGAGUUCAAACUAUGUAAAAGUACACCAUUUUACACUUUGCUCAAUGACCACUACUCCCAAAGUCCCUUUAUUUUUUAAUAGGCAGGACCUAACCAAUUUAAUUGCUUGGCUGUUACUGCUUCAGCCAAACUAAAUUCACGGCAUCUGACAUAUAUUUUGCGAAUGGUCUUCUCUCUGAACUGCAAAACCAAACAUUGGCUGCAUCAGCAAUUUGCGAGCUAUAUUGUCGCAAACCUAAGGUUGUUGUCUGUACGCUCUAUAUGCCUUCCUGGGCUGAAUUAAACGAACUGUUUUAGAGCCUGGUGGAUGUUUUCUUCAUCUAUCAUUAUAAAGCCUCGGGUUACCUUUUUCUUCAGCGUGAUCUUGUUUCACGCCUUCUCGCUUCUGUUCAGUAGUCUUCACCCCGGAGGGAUAAUUUUUCUUCAUUUGAGGUGCUGAAAGAUUUGUCUUCUAUCUCUGUUCGUUUCUAAGAAUUAGAGGAGGAUCACUUCGUCUCCUACAAGAUAUUUCAUUAUUUUAUGAAUUCAACUAACACAGCUAAACUUUUUUCCGCCGAAGCAAAGCGAAAAAUGUUUCCUCCGUGUUCGAACUUUGAUCUUUCCUUUGGGAUCACUUUUUCGCACUUCAUUAUACGGAAGAUUUUAUUAGAGCUUGUCUGACCUCCACCUUUCGCCGGUCAAGUUACUAUAUAUCCAUUUUGGUCAAGGCACAGGAAAUGUGUCAGUAUCUGACAAUACUUACGGUACCACAAGUGAAUGUCCACUUAUUCACAUAUCAAUAGGUCUGCCAUCUAGAGUGACACCUCCCCCGUCAUAGCAAAUAUUCGCAAGGAGGUCUAUCUGUCCGAUCCUUUGUCUUUUUUGCAUGCACAUUUUAUUCGUUAUGGGGUUGCAAUGUGCGGUGUAUGUCGAAGGUUUCAAUGUGAAACGGAACAGAAAUAGUUGUUCUCAGUAUCUUAGGCCGCACUCUUUGAAGAAUUUCAAUAUUUGAUGUGCGAGCAGAACCUUAAGUUUAUGUACCUAAAGGUUUCGAGCAUUAGCAUUCGAAUUUAUGCAUAGAAUGGUCGUAUCAAGUAAACUAGAAGGCGGAGCACACUCCGUUAAUGUCGGAUUCUUAUGAGGUGAACACUUUUUGUUUAAUAACAAAUUCUGUGUCAUACUACUCGAGUACUUUAUAGAUAUUGGUGGACAGCAUGCGUGACGUCAAGUAAUAUGCCGAGAAAUAGUUUUUAUUUGACAAAGGGCAAUUUAUCUUGAAGGCCAAUCGAUGAGAUUGUCCGACAGUUCGUGUUUUCUCGUGAACUGAUUCUAUAUCGUAACAUCAACUUAUGUGGGAGAAUCGUCUAGUAUGGUACGCCUUUUUUUUCACAGCUCCUGGGGUGUCCCAUCAAUGGCAGGCGGUUUGUUAUCCCUCUAACCGUGUAACGAUGCUUCAAUCUCACGUAAUGAUGGUGACCGUAAUUGAAUCUCCCUAGCUUCAAAAGUUUCUGGGAUGACGGUUUGGGUGUAUCUACCUGAUGGGGUGGAACCCAGUAAUUCUUUCAACUGUUGAAUCCAUUUUGUCUUGAUAUCGUGUGCAUUACUGAUAAUGCCUCCUUCUUUGUCUCUGUAGGAGUGUGUCGCUUCUAGCCUUAUCUCAAAUGUUCCACUAUCAUAUACCUACAUACAUCAUUCUUCAUCAUGCUCUCGUGUGCACAUCUUAUGCGCCAUAAGCUGCCAUAUCUCCUUUCUUCGCUCGGGUUGGUCGUUCAAUAUAUUGUUUCCAUCAUUUAUAGCAUUGAUACAUUUCCAUGAAACUCAUUAUUUCUUCACCUAUUGACAAAUCCUACGAUCUCCACCGCUAUUGAUCUUACGCCGUAUUCCAUAAGGACCAACAAUUGUUCCACUGGAAUUGUGCGUCUUGCGUAUAUUCUGUUCCUGUGGAGUUGUUUCUUAUAUUGUCCAUUUCGAGCCGUCACUUCCUGCUUUUCUUAUACUUGGCACGUUUCGCUAAGUGAGAGCGAUAUUUUGGCCUUAUUGGUGGUCUGAAUCGACGUUCAUCUCAGAAAAAGUUUUGGAGGCCUGAAAAACAACAAGUUCGUUAUCCACUUGGCUGAAGGUGCAAUCAUUUGUUGAUAACCAAGUCCGAUUUUGAGUGCAUCUUAUAAGGAAAUAGUCAAUUUACGUUUUACUAUUCCCACUACAAAAUGAAACAAUCGGUUAAUAACCCAUGCAUACAAGUACAGGGUCGUGAGCGUCCGCAAAAUCAGCUAUACGCUCGUCACUCUCAAUCUCCAAACCCUUUUCCUCCAUGGCAUCUGCUGCCGUUUGCCUUUUUUCCCACAUGACCAUUAAAGUCAUUCGCAAUGAUGAUAUAGUCAUCAGCAGAGAUACAAAUCUUUGCAUCGAGAAGUAACCAGAAGAUAUCUUUCUAGGCAUCAGGUUAACCAGUCUUUGGUGCAUAUGCGAUAAAAAAGUGAAUCAUGAGCUAAUAUAAUGGUGCGUUUCCUCAUUCUCAUCAAAUCGAUAGACUUAUUUAAUACUCACAUCACAGAAACCUUCUGAGAUCGCAUUCCCAACAUCAUAUUGAGUCCGUGGGCUACCAAAAGAAAGAGGUUUAAAGCCAUUUUUACCACGUUCGCGUUCUAAGUCGCAGCUUUUGGCAACGCAUCAAUGAGUUUCUUGUAGAGCGCAAAUAUUAAUGCGUCUUUCACGAUGAACUCUUGCGAGUUCAUUCGCCUUUUCAGUGCGGGUGUCAAUAUUUAGCGUGCAGACAAGUAUUUUUUGGCUCAGAGUAAUUUACUUGUGUCCUGACCGCGUCCAUGCGUGAAAAAUCCUUGUCGAUUUCUCGACAGGACGAGAGCCCGUCAUGCCACGUUGACUGAGAUGAACGUCCUAGGACUCCAAGGUUUUGGAUAUCUCAGUACGAUCAUUUUCCUUGGUCGGCCUGUGGCGGGACCUGUCACCAAGACGGGUCUGAUAGGAUUUUACAUAGUGGAGUAACUUCAACUAUACUUUUUUAUCUUUCUCACUGAUCUCAGCAUUUAUUUUUGUUUUACUGAAGGUAAAAGAAAGUCUAGAUAUCGCCAGUGCUACUUAUAAUGUUAUCUUCUUUGUUUCUAGAGAAGUGAGUACAUGGCUUGUAUCCUUGUACCUCCGUACGUCAUUCGUUGUUAUACAAUCGUGGAUUGUUCUCCUUAUUAUAUCUUCUUCGCUUUCACCUGUACAGUUUAUUUGAAAGUCUCCACAUUUUUCUUUCUUCGCUCGAGUUGGCUCUCCUACAUAUUUUUUGUAUACAUAGUUUUUCUUACUUCCUACAUUGCAUUAGUAAAUCGUCGUCAUACCAGAUACUUCGUCGUCUAUUGGCGAGAAUGCUAAGGCCUUUACGCGCAACUGCAUUUAGACCAUUUUUGAUAUGCGUUCAUAACUGUUUCACUCAAAUUCCUGUGUCUCCUAAGGAGAUAUUAUUGAUGCAUAUUCCAAGUUAUUCUUUAAAUUGUCCGCUUCAAGCUUUCGUAUCCUGUUUUUCUUAUGGUUGAUACGUUUUGCUAUGCAGUAACGAUAUUUUCCCAUUGUAAGAUAGCGACCAGAGUUCCAGUUUGCCUCACGAAUAUGUCUCACGCCCAAUUUGGUAGACUUUUUCUCAAUUAAAAGGCAAUCUGGUCAUUUGCUUGAAGGCACAACUAUGCUGUUAGUAAAGUCAACUUACUACUGACCAUUGUCAUUAUUUAUUUCUUAGAGACUCUGCCUCUCUACUACGUGUCUAUACGUCCUCGUCUUCACCCUCACCAGUAUCAACUUUAUAUCGUUCGAGGGUAAUGCAUCGUACGCCCUUCCUAGGGUACUGCAAUAUUCAUCCUUUUCGUUCUUAUUUUCAGUUGGUACGUGAUUGUGGACAAUGAACACUACCGCAAGCGCAUAGCUUUCCUAGUGUGAUGACAACUAGCGAGAGUACAUAUGUUAUUAAUUAUGUAUGCAAGCCAUUUCGUUCCUUGUGUCGCCAAGAUGUUGAUGUUAUGUUCCGAAACUUUCUGGAGAAAUUCCCUGAAUGCACCUUUUUUGCUGAGCGUUCACAUUCAAACAUCUAAUAGAAUAGUCAUUCGAAGAUCUAAUAGAAUAGUCCAUUUUCUACUCCGAUUGCAAAACUUUAUGGUUUUCUCACGGAACGUGUGAUUAAUCCCUCGCCAAACCCUGAUCCAAGAGAGCCCCAGUUUCCUCUAUAUAUAUCGUAGUGAUAUAUCUUAACUUUCAUUUAAGGACCCUUGUCCCCGGCGUGGUGUAGCACUUUUUUUGGUAGAUAUAGCAUUUGAUAUAAUAUAUAAACCUUUUAUAAACUAUUUACAACAGUCAUAUACAAACAUGUACAUCACCUCAGACAUAUUAUAACGAAGAAGACUUGUAAUCAAAAUAAACUAAAAAUAACAAUUUACGAUCAAAGCAAAUGUAACUCAAAUUAGCAUAAAUUAAAUAGUUAGUAUCAGAACGAUUAUCAUAAAUUUAUAUACAAACAAGAAAAAAUUAAAUCAAGUACAAUAUUUUCAUGUAAUUUUUUAUAUUGAAUGCAGAUCUAUUGGAAUUUCCGUUUUUUAAGAAUAUUCGAAGAUAUUCCCACCAGUUUUUUACAAAAUCCGCUAAAAUAGACGUGUAAAUCGGGAUCAACACAUUUCAAAAUGAAUUAAAUAAUAAUUGACUUUAUAGGAACCACGAAGUACAUAUUUAUAAAGAUAUGCUUUUUGUAUUGUAUCUCAAACUUUUAUACAUUUGAUAUACAUUAUGGAUUUUUGCUACAAUGAACAAACAACAUAACAAUAAAGACGUUUUCGCAAGCAUAUAGUGUUAAAUACAUUUGUAAGGAAUAUAUACAAACAAAAUUAUUUCCUAUAGUAUUGCCACUCGAAUAAAAACAAUUGACAAAAUCAAAAUAUUCAACCCAAACAUAUCCUUUAAACGAAAAUAAACGUUCUCACUUUAUACCCCAGCAUGAAGUCUUUUAGCAAUCGCAAUUAAUGCUGAUAUUUCUGAAAAUAAUAUAGAAAUUUUACGGUCCAUUAAUUAAGCUUCAGGCGCUCAUCUACUCAAAUGUAUCUAUUGCCAAAAGGCGAAUGUGUUGUAUAUAUGUUUGUCCUACCCAAGAAGAUUAUGCGCUGGAAAGGCAUAAUUUUCAGGAGUAUCUAUGUGAAGAUGUAAGUAGACUAAGCGGGAUACUGGCGUGUAUGUAUGUUUUCGAUGUAACUCGACUUUAGCUAAGGAUAGAGAGAAUUCAGCGAAAUGUUAUUUACUUGUUAGAAGUCUGGUACUAUUUAUCUAAGUUAAAGUUUUUUAAGUUUAGCGUUAAGUUAUCAAUUAGUCAUUCAAUAUUCGUAAAACAAAUUUACAAUAUGGUCACUAUAUUUAUUUUUACUUUGUUAAAUACGAAGUGUUUGAAUUAGUCCCACAUAUACGAAAUUCAGUGCCAUUUUGUCAUUAAAUACUCGAUUGGCGAAUUAACUCCAAAGUGGCAAAUCAGAAAAGGUUGGGAUGAUUUUUGGAGAAAAAGGUCAAAGUUCAGAACGGAUACCAGCGCGUAGUUGAUGUGUUUUAUAAAUUCAACUCUCUACUUUGCAUCCCUUAAUUAAAAUUUCAGAUUUAUCCACAGUUAGUCAUGUCCUAAUUUAUUUAUUUACUUUCCUGCAAACAAAGAGUACCAACUUAACUUGACCGCCGUUGACUUUUUGAUAAAAAUUUAUUCAACAUAUUUGAAAACUGUUCCUCUGAAUUUUGUCCCGACAGAUAAAUAUCUAGAAUCAAAUUGUGUGAUCACUAACGGAAAAACUUUGUGAUAUGAAAUAACAACCCAACAUAUAAGAGUCUAAUUAUAACUACAAAAUGAUCCGAUUGGUUUUAAUAAGAUAAAUUGCUUUGCUUUUUGCAUAUUUCGCUAUAGAAUACUCGAAAAUUUUAAUGCUUGUUUUAUGUAAUUAUAGAUUACAAUUUAAUAUUACAAUUCGUUUUGCAUUUAUUGACGUUGAUAGUAGCAGCAAUUGCAUUUUAUUGUGAACGAUUUUAUUAAUGUAUUUAAUUAUGAAUUAAAUAAAAUUAAAAAUUUAAGAUGAAUACGGAAUAUAGUAUAUGAUAAAGUAAUUUUAAGAGAUCGAAAUUGCCAAAAAUUUAAUUAUAGAAUCAAAUA
This is a messenger RNA of Hermetia illucens (black soldier fly), 14705 nucleotides long. RefSeq names its product proton channel OtopLc (gene OtopLc). The transcript is spliced from 8 exons. The coding region runs from base 788 to 3466 and encodes 892 amino acids. Gene Ontology annotation, biological process: proton transmembrane transport. Gene Ontology annotation, cellular component: membrane. Gene Ontology annotation, molecular function: proton channel activity. The record is from RefSeq and is a predicted model, not a curated record. NCBI's taxonomy places the organism in Eukaryota, Metazoa, Arthropoda, Insecta, Diptera, Stratiomyidae.